AUGUUUGAGGAUAUUGAGAUGGAGCGUAGAGAUAUUCCUGAUUUACUGCUAGUGCCACCGGAACUGUAUGGUGAAGGGUAUCCAUACGCACCGGAAAACUGGCCGGGGAGAGGGUCAGCACCGUGCUCGACUAAGACCCGCAAGAAAUACAUCUUUGCGAGCAAGGUCGCUGUUAAAAACUACAUCAGAACAUUUUCUCCUGCCACGGAUCCUGAAGCUGUUUUGUCCACUUUCUACUGGAAGAUUCCGGCUUUACCACCUGCAUCAGCUUACCGUCUUAGAUGCCUUU
Sphenostylis stenocarpa is the source of this 289-nucleotide messenger RNA. The record is from the annotation of a GenBank genome assembly. NCBI's taxonomy places the organism in Eukaryota, Viridiplantae, Streptophyta, Magnoliopsida, Fabales, Fabaceae.